ACAUAGAAAAUCCAAAAUUUCACAAAAGAUCCAUACUCAAACUUCUUAUCGUCACUGUUUAGGAGAAUGUGUUACAAUUCAACAGCUCAAGCAGGCCAGGCUCUAAUCAAAUUUAAUUAAAUUCAAUUAAAUCAAGAAAUAAAAAUAGUACACACACAUUGUAAUUCAGAUUGUUGCUUAACGGUGAAAAGAGAAAGAAAAAUAAACGCCAACGCUGGAAACGCGUACACGUCAAACAAGUCUUUUGGAAAAAGUCAAAAGAAAAACGGCGUCGUUUAACAAAUUCUAAAAAUAACAACAAUAGAAAAAAAAUCAAAAUAUAAAUCAAAAAAUAACAACACGGAGCCGAAAAACAAAUCGAAAAAGGACUACUAAGAAGAAGAGUGUGUUAACAACGAUGGUAGUUGUGUAGAUUGUUGGUCACACACACACACAGCGAAACACACGUGUGGGCAAAUACCAAAUGUGAAAAAUCGAUUUUGUGUGCUGUGUCCUUUUGCUGUUUUCGGUUGCGCCUUGUGACCAUGUGUGUGUAUCAUUGACGUCUAUAAAACCUUAAAGCUGUCUUCUCUCUUCCCUCAACAGAAAAGCAAAACAAAAUAAGAAAAUAACUCUCAAAUUAAUAUAGAAAUACAAACCCACGCUCCCCACUCACGCAUAUUUCGUGCUCCAUCCUUCCUUCCGGUAUUUUAAUUUCAAUCCCCCCACCCAGGAACUGGGAUAAUAACAGCUACAAUAUCCCUUAACGUCAUAAGGAUAGCAAGGAGUCGAACAGGAGUAGAAAGUUCAAAAUUUGCCACAAGGUGCAGCCCAACGUUGCCGUUCAAAAUGAAAAUGUUGUUAGCUUUUCCACACUGGUGUCCUUGUUGUUGUUGCUACUGUUGGUUUUCCAGUGAAAAACAUUCAUAAGAAACUCAUCAUCAUCAGCAGCAGUAGGAGCAGCAGGAGCAGCGUCAUCAACAACACCAGAGGAUAUAAGGACGACAAGUAGAAGAACCACAACAACAACGAGUUUCCUUCCCCAAAACAUACGAUUCCUGCAAAGACACCAUCAAACCAGGCCCAGCCCAGCCAAGCAACGCAACGCACUACUCAUUGCUGCCACAUCCAAAGCCACAGCAAUAUCCAGACGAAGCAUUGGUCAAUAAAGUUCCUAAAUAAAAUAAGUCAGGAAGUCCUUAAAAUUCUUUAUGUUCGAUAUGAUGGCAUGAAAUCCCUGAAAACAUUCUGAAAAUCGAUGAUUAUUUGCAAAGAAGUUUUUUCCCAAAUUCCUUGGAAACAUUCUCAAUUUCUGUCCAGAGAUACAAUGAUGUUAAAGGCAAUUUAGAAGUUCUCUACGCAAAGCAACACCUAAAACCCCACACACACACAAAAGACAGUACCGUCUCGAACAUCAUGAGAGGUCGUCGCAUACCAUUGGCCCUACCCAAUACGGGGACAUUGCAUCGCAAGCGGAACACUUAUUAUUUGCGUGGCAUAAUUGUGAUAACCCUUGUAAUAUUUCUAUUCCUGCAGCUGCAUGCUUUUAAUUUUCCUGAAUCCCGUGAUCCCCUGCUAACAGAGCCGACCAAUGACUCGGUUGAUGCCAUACUGUCGAUGGUGCCAUCUGUGCUACACAAAUUCCUGCAGCCCAAGACACGUAAUCAGACCUUAGCAGCCAGUUUACACCAAAAUGGUACACUAAUUAACGGUAUGUUGGCCGGUGGAGGUGUCGGUGGUGUUGGUGGCGGUGGUGGCUUGGUUAGUUUUGUCGAUUUAUAUCAUCCACCAAAUAUCAGUGAAAUUAAACGACAAAUUGCCAAAUACAAUGACAUGCAAUUAGUUUUAAAUGAAUACACCUUUGGUCCGUUACAAAAUGAUUCUGUGAUAAUUGUAAUACAAGUUCAUACUCGUAUUAUAUACCUACGCCAUUUGAUCGUGAGCCUGGCACAGGCUCGUGAUAUUUCUAGAGUUCUAUUAAUAUUUUCACAUGAUUUUUAUGAUGAAGAUAUUAACGAUUUAGUCCAGAGUAUAGACUUUUGCAAAGUUAUGCAAAUAUUUUAUCCAUAUUCAAUACAAACACAUCCAAAUGAAUUUCCUGGCGUUGAUCCGGAUGAUUGUCCGCGUGAUAUUAAAAAAGAUCAAGCAAUCAUUCGGAAAUGCAACAACGCCUUGUAUCCAGACUUAUAUGGCCACUAUAGAGAGGCCAAAUUUACCCAGACCAAACAUCAUUGGUGGUGGAAGGCGAAUCGGGUAUUCGAUCAGCUGGAAGUUACAAAAUAUCAUACAGGACUGGUGCUAUUCCUGGAGGAGGAUCACUAUGUGGCCGAGGAUUUUCUAUAUCUGCUGGAAAUGAUGCAGCGGCGGACAGCAGAUCUGUGUCCCCAAUGUAAUAUACUGUCGUUGGGUACAUAUUUGAAAACCUUUAACUACUACACCUACAAUAGCAAGUCCAAGCAGAAAUCAUUUAGCAAUGCUGCGCCAGCAUCUACUUCGCUGUUGUCGUCUAACAAUCUCUUAGGAUAUCAUAGGAAUAGAAAAUCACUACAAAUAUCAUCGCAAACAGCUUUAAAGACAUCAUCCAAUAACAAUAACAACAACUACAACAACAACAACAAUCAUAAAUUCUAUAAUGAACAAAAGACAAAAACUAGUCAGAAUUUGAAAUCAUAUGUGGGUGAUACAAAUCCCAAUUCACAACAACAGCAACAACAACAUGGCACCUCUUCUCUCAUCACAACCUCAGCGAGCACCACAACCAAAAGCACUUCUCAAACUCAGGGUGCACAACAGACAUGGAGUUAUCAUGUCUUGCCAUCAUUGUAUUCUGUCUAUCAGAAGGUGGAGGUGAUGCCCUGGAUAAGCAGCAAACAUAACAUGGGAUUUGCUUUCAAUCGCACCACCUGGACCAGCAUACGAAAAUGUGGCAAACAUUUUUGUUCGUACGACGAUUACAACUGGGACUGGUCGCUGCAACAUGUGUCCCAGCAGUGUCUGCAACGCAAACUGCAUGCCAUGAUUGUCAAAGGUCCAAGGGUGUUUCACAUUGGAGAAUGUGGCGUCCAUCACAAAAAGAAAAACUGCGAAUCAAAUCAGGUCAUUUCCAAGGUGCAACAGGUUUUGCGCAUUGCUCGCAAGUCGGGGCAAAUUUUCCCCAAAUCUCUAACGCUGACGGUGGCAAGUCUGAUUAAAAAAACCAAAUUACGCAAAGGCAAUGGCGGUUGGGGUGAUCACCGGGAUCAUGAUCUAUGCAUGAAUAUGACUUUACCAAUUAGAUGAAUUUAACAAAAAAAAAAAAAAAAAAAAAACAAACCAGAAAAACUAAAAUAAAUUAAUUUAAAUUCUUUUUUCUACAAAACAAAAUAUUCAAAUAUUUCUCAACUCUUAAGUGAUAAUACUCUAAUUUUUUUAGAAAAAAAAA
This is a messenger RNA of Musca domestica (house fly), 3400 nucleotides long. Its product is annotated as alpha-1,6-mannosyl-glycoprotein 2-beta-N-acetylglucosaminyltransferase. Gene Ontology annotation, molecular function: alpha-1,6-mannosylglycoprotein 2-beta-N-acetylglucosaminyltransferase activity. The transcript is spliced from 13 exons. Gene Ontology annotation, biological process: oligosaccharide biosynthetic process; protein N-linked glycosylation. The record is from RefSeq and is a predicted model, not a curated record. Bases 1396 to 3258 code for a protein of 620 amino acids. Lineage: Eukaryota; Metazoa; Arthropoda; Insecta; Diptera; Muscidae. Gene Ontology annotation, cellular component: Golgi stack; Golgi membrane.